AUGGAUCAUUAUUCCAAUGUACGCAGUUUUAAGAGGCCAAGUCCGUUUGAAAUACCCACCAAGGAACAACUAGUCGCUAUUUUCAAUCCGCCCAUUAAGAAAAGGAAACAUGGACAAGACCCGGCUGCAACAAACACUUCAAUAAAAUCCAUUCCUUCACCUGCAUUAUCCCCACAACAAUUCCCUGGAUCCAGGAGAAUUUCUUCUUCUUCUUCUUCUUCAUCGUCGCCAUCAUCAUCGUCAGUAUCACCAUCAUCAAAUUCGGUGGAUGCAAAAAAAUUUAAUGAAAAUGGCAUGACGACGCAUUUUCACCCAAUGACACGAGUACCCAUCUUGAAUGCGGUACCGCCCGAUAUCAUCCCCAUAAUCCACCCACCUUCGAUAACAUCGGACUUUUUCACCGAUAUCAAGACAGACUUAAGCGAUCGCAGGACGUUGGAACAGGUUUAUGGUAUAUUGAAGAAAUUCCCCCCGCCAUUACCGCCACCGCCGGUGGGGAAACCUUUUUCCUUCAUGACUGCAAAAAAGGAAAAACCAGAGAGUCUAGCCUCUGCGAAAAAUGGUAAUCGACGGAAACCUCGUUUUUUGGAAGGUGGUGAAGAAAUUGAAGAUUUAACCAACAACAACAACAACGACAAUGACAAUGACGAGGCACUGGCAGCAGCAGAUGGCGAUGGCGAGGGCGAUGGAGAAGGUUAUGGUGAUGGCGAAGAAGAAGAAGAGGAGGAAGAAGAAGAGGGAGACGAGGAUGCCGAGGAUGAUGAAGACGACGAACAAGAACAAGAACGGUACCUGGGCGGUGUAAUGGUGCCAUUCAUAUACCCGCCUCCUCCCGUAGUGGAUUUCGACGCAUUGCCAUUCUCACUCGGCGCCUACAAGAAGCGAUACGAGGAAGCACUCAAAACCUUGAGUGAGAAUGAGAUGAAGGAAUUGAUAAAUGGCACUUCAUCGCCCAUCCCCGAGGAUCACCGGUAUCCUGAACGAGUCAUUCUUAAAAAGAGGGCUCUGGCGUUGAGGAAAGGGUCAAUGAGCGCAGAACCACCUUCACCGGAAGAGAGCACCAGCCCUCAACCUAAGUCGUCAGCGUCGCCUGAAAAGAAACAGGACAAACCAUCACCAUCAGCACCAUUACAGUCACCACCACCACCGCCACCACCUCAACAAACACAACCACCGCUACAAAAACCUGAAGCUGAAGUCAAGGUUGAAGCUGUGAGCAGUCAAAGAUAUAUUCAAGCUCCCCCAUUACCAUUUCCACCGCCAAAUUUCAUGGCGUACCCCUUAUCGGCACAACAUUCAACAAUGACCCCCGAGGAUGUAUUUGAGGCUUUCCUUGACGCCAAUCUGAGACUACCGCGUACAGACAUGGUCGUUGCUAGCGCUGCUGGCUCGAUUGCCGAUAUGAGGAAGCAGGCGACAGAAGAAGGCUUCAACCUACGGGAUCAGAAGAUAUCGAACCGGGUAACAAAAGGAGAGCAAGCUGAGGAUGAACCUUGUGAAGUCAGUUCAGAUAAUGAUGAAGAGGACGAGGAGUUGAGCGAGGGUGAGCUUGAAGAGCGGACCUACUACGAUCGAAUAAGCACAAAUGUCUACGAGGACCUAUACGCCGAGGAGUGGAAAGCAGAGGACGAGAGCCUGCAGAAAUACACGGACCCAAACUUUGCACAUGUUGAUGCCAGACAUAGCGACAUCAAGCACGGGGAAAAGGGAACUACCAUGCAUAUCAAGCAGAGGCCCGUUGAAGACAUUUAUUCAUUCUCUGAUCCUCCUCCUCCGCCUGGUCCAACUUCUAGAUCGGGAUUCGAUCGAAUCAAUCGCAUGGAAAUAUUCCCCACCCAUUAUCGAGAAAUCACCUUGAGCACGGGCAACAAUAAACAGCGCAGAAGGAAAAACUUGCGGUCUUCGUUGGACACGUAUGAAAACUGGGCUCGGGAAAACCGAGACAGGAUAUAUCGCGCUAAAAAGAGCCAACUCUUGCGUCGGUUGAAACUUUUGCAACUGACGCGAAUAGGAUUUAGGGAAACUUCAGCAAGUAUUAAGGACCCCGAGUUGGCAAAUUUUGUCCAUCAAUGCGAAGUUGAGCGGGACUAUGAAAUUACACGCAUCAAAUUAUCUGAAAAAUACCAAUUGUUGAAAAACUCGUUGAUUUUUUAUCAUGAUUCGAAUCACGUUUACAAACACAUGAACUCACUCUUGAUUAAUAAAUUGGAAAAACUCAAGAACUUUUUCGGGUAUCAGCGUGAUUUAUUUGAAAAGUAUUUGAAGAACCCCGAUUCGGAUAUUUUCGAUAUCGCAAGCAAGGAUUCUUCUAAGUUGUUUCACAGUAUUGCGACGUCCUGCGAUGGUAAUGCCAAUGGUGGCGUCAAUGGCACUACGAGUUACACGCACCCCGACACGCGAAUAUCCAACCUCGUUCAAACAACAUUCAAACACGCCAUAGUCCACGACUUCAUGCCAUUGAUAACCCAGCGUGAAUUUGUCCUCAUAACAAGCGACUUGCACAAGAAAAACAAGCUGGACGCUAGUAAAGCGGGCAACUCGAUGAAACACAAGAUUUUCAAAAACCCAUUGUACAUGACCUCGGGUUCAGAUACAAAUGCCAGUGAUAGCAAUGCCGGUGGUACGACUGGCACGAGCGCAGCAACUUCGGGCAAGAGCCCCGUUGGUCACCCCCCUAAACGUCGUGGCCGUCGCGCCGCUGCCGCCACCACCAAUACAUCAACAUCAUCAACAACAAAUGGUGCUGCGAGUGCUAAUAAUAGUAAUAGCGCAUCGGCAGCAGCGGCAAAUCAAGCUGGGUCCGUCAGUGGCUCAGACCGGAACUCGUCGCCGUUCUUAUUCGAUUUGGAAAUUGGCCGAGAUGAAGAAAUCAGCGCCAAGAGCACCGAUUCCAAACAUGCCUUCUUGAUGAACCGGAUCCAUAAGCAUUGGCAGCCCAACUUUGGCGCCAGCAGCGAUGAAAUCGACCACGAUUUCAAGUUGAUGGGCAUCGAGACGAAAUGGCCCGUUGCAAAAUGA
This is a messenger RNA of Lodderomyces beijingensis, 3018 nucleotides long. NCBI's taxonomy places the organism in Eukaryota, Fungi, Ascomycota, Pichiomycetes, Serinales, Debaryomycetaceae. The record is from the annotation of a GenBank genome assembly.